AUGUUGCCUAGAAGUAGAACUCUUCCUUCAAGAAUAUAUAAUGGUGUUGUUGAAGAGAGGCAAGACAUCAGAACCUACCUGCAGGUGGAAGUCCAACCAAAAGCUCGGCCAGAAAAUGAAGCAAUAAAUCUGCAAGUUAACUAUUCCAAGAGCUUUGACGAUGAUGGCAGACUGAAGAGAACAGGGACUUUCUGGACUGCAACAUCACAUAUCAUUACAGCCGUUAUUGGCUCGGGUGUGCUCUCAUUAGCAUGGGCUAUAGGACAGCUUGGAUGGGUUGCAGGACCUACUGUCAUGUUAGUUUUUGCUUUUGUAAUACUCUACACAUCCAAUUUGCUGUCCCAAUGCUACAGGUCAGGCAAUCCGGUCACUGGUAUAAGAAACUAUACAUACAUGGAUGCCGUUAAGGCAACCUUAGGAGGGAAGAAGGUCAAAAUCUGUGGAUUAAUCCAGUACAUCAAUUUAAUUGGUGUUGCAAUAGGCUACACAAUUGCAGCAUCAGCCAGCAUGAUGGCAAUAAGUUACUCAAAUUGCUUCCAUAGAAGUAAGGGCAAAAAUCCAUGCCACAUGUCAAGCAACGGAUAUAUGAUUGCCUUCGGAAUCAUAGAAAUCAUAUUUUCCCAGAUCCCUGAUUUCGACCAAGUAUGGUGGCUUUCCAUUGUUGCAGCAAUUAUGUCUUUCACAUAUUCCACAGUUGGUCUUGCCCUUGGCAUUGGGAAAGUUGCAGAACACAGAAGCUUCGAGGGAAGCCUAACAGGCAUCGCCAUAGGCACAGUAACAAAGGCUGGAACUGUAACUGCAACGCAGAAGUUAUGGAGAAGUUUGCAAGCUUUAGGUGCAAUAGCAUUUGCGUAUUCAUACUCAAUCAUCUUGAUCGAAAUUCAGGAUACUUUAAAGUCUCCUCCAGCAGAAUAUAAAACUAUGAAAAAAGCCACUUUGUUGAGCAUCAUCAUUACCACCAUAUUCUACUUACUUUGUGGAUGCAUGGGAUAUGCUGCCUUUGGGGAUAAUGCUCCAGGAAACCUGCUCACUGGCUUUGGAUUCUAUAACCCUUAUUGGUUACUAGAUAUAGCUAAUGUAGCCAUCAUAGUCCAUCUUGUUGGUGCCUACCAGGUCUACUGCCAACCACUAUUUGCUUUUGUAGAAAAAAGGAGUGCACAAAUAUGGUCAACUAGCAACUUUGUAACUGCUGAACAUGACCUACCUGUGCCUUUUUUCGGGGUGUACCAGCUGAAUUGCUUCCGAGUGCUAUGGAGAACUGCUUUUGUGAUUCUGACAACUGUCAUCGCCAUGCUCAUGCCAUUCUUCAAUGAUGUCGUGGGCCUACUUGGAGCUUUAGGGUUCUGGCCACUAACAGUUUACUUCCCAGUUGAGAUGUAUAUUGCUCAGAAGAAGAUCGGCCGAUGGACAAGUCAGUGGGUCGGCCUUCAGUUACUAAGUGCAGCUUGUUUACUUGUUUCACUAGCUGCAGCAAUUGGAUCAAUAGCUGGUGUUGUCCUUGAUCUACAAACUUAUAAACCCUUCAAAACUAAUUAUCCUUGAUCUCCAAAUUUAUAAACCCCUCAAGACCAAGUACUAUAAAGAGACAUGUACGUGUGAAGAAGCAAGUUUCAAAUACUAGAAAGGAGCAUACAUAGAUAGAUAGUGUGGCAAUUCGCUAAUUGUCUCUGCUGUUCAGAAAAUAAAUUUGUAACAAUCAUGUCGUCAUUAAGGUUUCCACCAGAAAGCAUGAAAGUAAGAUUUCAAUCGCAAAUGCAGAACUGAACACCAAAAAACUGAUGCCAUCACCAAAAAAAUUGAAACCCAAAGGAGAAAGUUUUAGCAUGGAGCUUCCUUCAACUACAAAAGUUCUCAUCAAAUAAACAAGAACGCCAUUCAAAUGCACAUCAAUCUCAAAACAGAUUGAAGACACUCAAUAUUACGUUCUUUGAAGAGGGAUUUGAGACUACAAUUCAAGAUGUAUUACUAACAAACUCUUUGAUGCAGAAUAACUGCUGCCGACUGAUAAAGGAUAAAUACUAAGCCCUAAAAACGAGCAACACAGUUUUUAACACAGAAUUAAAGCAUAUACAGAGAUGAGUCUAUUGUUACAAGUAAAACCUAGAAAGGGAUUUAUUUGCUAUAAUUAUUUUCCCUUCAGUUUUGCAGCAUUUGCUUUAACAAGAGAAGUAGGCUUUAUGGCGCUCUUGGGGUUGAGAGCUUUCCUGAUCUUAAACACAGCCCAGGCAGUCCCGAUAGCAUGUCCUGCUGCACCAAGCCCAUCAUGUGUCACCUCUGCAGCUUUUUCUCCAUACCUGUGGAGAAACAAAGAGGCGCAUUCAGAACAAUCUGAAAACAAAAUAAACGUAUGCUUCCAGGGAUACUGUGGCAAAUAUAUAUUUACACCAAGAGACCAAAAAAAUGAGCAUAAUUCUUAUUUGAACACC
Molecule: messenger RNA, 2426 nt
Organism: Oldenlandia corymbosa var. corymbosa
Lineage: Eukaryota; Viridiplantae; Streptophyta; Magnoliopsida; Gentianales; Rubiaceae
Source: the annotation of a GenBank genome assembly